Messenger RNA from Pipra filicauda (Wire-tailed manakin), 5394 nucleotides. It is a transcript of the gene CMKLR1, whose product is annotated as chemerin chemokine-like receptor 1. NCBI's taxonomy places the organism in Eukaryota, Metazoa, Chordata, Aves, Passeriformes, Pipridae. Gene Ontology annotation, cellular component: plasma membrane. The record is from RefSeq and is a predicted model, not a curated record. Gene Ontology annotation, biological process: regulation of calcium-mediated signaling; chemotaxis; inflammatory response. Gene Ontology annotation, molecular function: G protein-coupled receptor activity; complement receptor activity. The coding region runs from base 1885 to 2970 and encodes 361 amino acids. The transcript is spliced from 3 exons.
UCCCGGGGAGUGGGGCUGUGCCGGGGCUGCGUGGGCAGCUCCUGUGCCUCUCACCCGCCGGAGGAAGUGGAUUGGGGUUUUGGGGUGUGCUGGGAACUCGGAAGCCGCUGCUGGAAGGAGGGAGGGAAGUGCUCGAAGGAGAAACAGGCAGAGCAGCUGCACGGGAGGGGCGAGCAGAGCCCACCCUGACACCCACCUGCUUCCCAGGGGAUUGUUCGUCCUGUCCCCGGGUGUCCCUUGCACCCCGCGGGUGCUGUGGGGGGACAAGCACCAACCCAGGGGCACCCCCAGUUUCCCCAGGGCUGCAGACUCGGCACAAGCAGGUCCCAGCCCGAUUUCACUACUGCAUGAUGUGGAUAAAAGUGUGAUGCACUUUGACAGCUCAGGAAGGACUUGAUGUGCUCAAAAGCUGCUCUGCUGGUUUGAUUUGAUUUGCUUCUACUUUUAUUCCCGCAACCUGUACCGGUUCCUCCAGUAAAAAGUCUGGCCCGCGGGCACUGAGAGGGCAGGAGGCGGUGCUGGCAGCCUGCCCAUCCCUGUAAAUCCCGGUGCAGGGCUCUGGCACCGCCCGUGCCCGGUGGUCCCUCCUGCCAGGGUGCCGAGCAUCCCCUGCCCUCUCUGUGUCCCUGGCAGGCAAAUCCAGCUGAGCUCCCCCCGUUUCCCCACUCACAUCCGUCUCCCGCCUGUCUGGGCUGGCCACGGAAGAGUUUUCGCCCAGAAAAGCUGGAUUUGAACAUUUUCUGCUGUUCUCUCCGCUUCCUGUUGCCUUCCCAAGAACAACAUCCCUGACCUCAUCCGCGGGAUGCUGCCCGUGUGCCGCCCGUCGGGAAUCCCAGCCGGCGCCCCGGCUUGGGCUCGGCCUUCCCUGGGUACCAAGACAAAUACAGCUGCGGGAAUGUCGGACCAAGAGGCUAUUUUGGGUAAAUCCUGUGCUCAUUUUUGUUGAGGUAGGAGGACACAGAUGAAUAGACUGAAGGGAGAACAGUGGUUUUGGCUCGAGCCGGGAAUUUUCAUCCCGCAGAGCAGCAAUGAAACACUUGUAGUAUUAUAUGUUGGUUUUUUUUUUUUUCCCCAGACUUUGGUUUUUUUUGCUGUGAGAAAUGAGGAGGUUUCAUGCAGCUGCCCUCUCCAUUUUGGGGAGGAUUUCAGGGAGGCAGGUGGGAAUUUGCUGGAUGAUUUUCCAGUGGGUUUGGGCUCCCGGUGCCCAUCCUGCCCCUGAGCUCUCCAGAGCCAUCUGGAACAUUCAUGGUGGGGUUGGCAGCUGCCUGCCUGCUGCUGUGGGGUUUGGGAUUGCUGCUUACGAGCCCUGGAGACAAACCCAUCCCGUGCCAAAUCCCAUGGGGAAAUAGAAUCCUGAUGUUCCCGUUGAUCUCUGUCAUCCUCAUCCCAGCUGGGGACUGAGACCAACCUGAUGCCCAACAUGGCGGAGCAAAAUAAAUAGACAAAAUAAAUAAUCUAUUAAACAAAGCUUUGGAAUGUCUGAAAGUCUUCAGGCUCAGCAGUUAAAAAUAAUAAUGAAAGGGAGAUUUUGUGUUAAAAAUAUAUGUGGUCACAGUGAGAAGAGGAGCCUGUGAAGCUGAGAAAUUGUUCCUACCCACCUGGAGCAGGGGCUGAACGUGGGGUCUGGGUGAUCCUGUGGUGGUGAGGGGUGGUGGUCCAGCCCUGGUCAUCUCUCAUCCCACAGGUGACACCAUGGUGGAACUGGAGCUCCGUCCCUAGGCCUGUGUGGAGGGAACUGCCUUUGUGCUGUGGGACACUGAACCACUGCCUCUUCCCCAUCCUGCUGGAGCACAGCCACCACACCAGAGAGGAGAGGAGAGGGGAGCAGAGAAACAUCACCAGCUGGAGAUCCUGGGGCUGCCCAGGCCGUGAUUUAUCCAGAUAAUGGCCCUUUCCAAUUUGUCCAAUUUCUUGGAUGAUGUCGAUAACUACAGUGACUACCAGGAUUACAUCUACGAGGACGUGACCAGUGUGUGGGUAGACCCGUCCCACGACCCGAAGGACAUUGCGAGGAUCCUCUCUGUCAUCAUCUACACUGUGUCCUGCGUGCUGGGCAUCCUGGGCAACGGCCUUGUCAUCGCCAUCAUCACCCUGAAGAUGAAGAAAUCAGUCAAUGCUGUCUGGUUCCUCAACUUGGCCGUGGCCGACUUCCUCUUCAACAUCUUCCUGCCCAUAAACAUCGCGUACACGGCCAUGCGCUACAACUGGAUCUUCGGCACGGUCAUGUGCAAGCUCAACUCCUUCCUCCUCAUCCUCAACAUGUACACGAGCGUCCUGCUGCUCACCACCAUCAGCUUCGACCGCUACAUCUCGGUGGUUUUCCCCGUGUGGUCCCAAAACCACCGCUCGACCAACCUGGCGUAUUUAGCGUGUUUGAUCAUCUGGACCAUCGGCAUCAUCAUGAGCUGCCCCUCCCUUGUCUUCCGAGACACGGCACAAACCCGAAAUUCCGUGAUUUGUUUCAGCAACUUCUCCCUCUCCAGGAACAAGUCUUACCAAGCCCUGGCACUGAUGAGGCACCGCACGGUGAACAUCACCAGGUUCCUCGGCGGGUACAUCCUCCCCAUAACCAUCAUCACUUUCUGCUACAUCGCCAUCGUCUUCAACCUGCGUCGGAACCGCCUGGCCAAGUCCAAAAAGCCCUUCAAGAUCAUCGUCACCAUUAUAGUCACCUUCUUCCUCUGCUGGAGUCCCUACCACCUGCUGAACCUGCUGGAGACAGAGCCGGGCAUGGUCCCGCCCUCCGUGUUUGAGGUCGGCAUCCCCAUCACCACGGCCCUCGCUGCCUCCAACAGCUGCAUGAACCCCGUGCUCUACGUCUUCAUGGGCCAGGACUUCAAGAAGUUUAAGGUCACCAUCUUUUCCAGGCUGGUGAAUGCCCUCAGUGAGGAGACAGGCCACUCCAGCAUCGUUCACAGGAGCUUCUCCAAGAUCUCUUCCAUGACUGAGAAGGAGACGACAGUGCUCUAAAUUCAACCUGGUGCCUUCAGGGGGGACAUAGUCCUCUGGUGUUGGCCAUGCCCUCCACUGGGAUGCUGGCCACCACUGUAGUGGUCCCUGAUGUGGGACAAGCAUGGUCCAACACUGUCCUAUAGUCUAUUCCUUGACUGGCGUUGCUGCCUGGAGGCUAGAAGGGAUUGGAGACCACCACUAUGUGCAAGUGGAGAAGACACAACCACCCUUAAUCUUUGUCAUUGCAAAGAUUGUUGCACCAAACUAUUUAAGGAAACACUUCAGGGUGUUCCUGUCUAACCUUUGCACUCUCUGACCUGGGAAGGGCAUUCCUGGUGUUUCCAGAGACAUUGUGAUGGGGUGGGGGACAUGUGUGGGAAGGCACCUCCCGAGAUGUGUGCUGGGUGGGCACCACCACAGGUGACACCUGCUAUGGCCAAACUGGGGACACUGCUCUCCUAUGUCUCUGUUUGGCUACUUGUGUUAAAUCCUGAGGUAUUUUGGUACAAGUGCAACGUGUUUGUAACUGUUGGGAGCACUUUGCACCCCAGGAGGCCCUGGGAAGUGUCCUCAUACCAGCUUUGAAUAUCCCACCUCGAUGAACUGGGAAGUCUCAAAUGUCUCCUGAGUGAUCCAGACCCAGGGGGUGGGGACUGGGCUCGUGCACAGGGUCACUGAUGUGGAAAACUGAGAGAAAAAAGAGGGAAAGAUCAAUUUGAAGUGUGUUUUGAACAACACUCCCUUUGAUGGGCACAUUCCACACGGUACAUUUUGCAGAGUGAUUUGAUGUUUGGGACCAGGAGUCCCAGUGAUUCCUUGCAAAGGGCCUGAUUGGCACCAGGGUAUGGGUCCAGGGGCUGGGAAUGAGCUCCUGCAAAGGAUCUGCUCUCCUCUCCUGCAUCCAGAUGGCCCUGGGAACUGGCUCCAUUGACGGCAGCUCCCUGGUGGGACUGGUUGGUCCUAUGGGAUGAUUUUCUCUCUUCAAACCAGGCAGCAAGCCCAUCUUGGGAGACUCUGGGAGUCUCGUGGGAGACUCUGCCGCCACACACCAAUCUCUGAGGUGAAGGGUGGGCUGAGCCACUGUCUCCAUCCAAUUUCACACACAGUUAAUCUGGGAGCUCCUUCUCCAUUAGGGCUUCUUGACUACGACACCGGUGUCACGCUUAUUUAUGUGCUGGUUUCUCCGUGUCACCCACAGCCUCUCUCUCCCAGGAAAGUGAGGAGCCCUGGGAGCUGGGUUUGGGCAGCCCCAGUGGCAUCAGGGACAUUUCAGGAGGUCCCCACAGGAGCUUUGUGCAGGGAUUGACAUGCUGGCAAUUGAAAGUCUGCUCACAGGUGCCCACAAAGGCUGAAAUAUUUAUUUAUAGCAUUUCUUGAAAAUCAGAAAACGGAAAAAAACAUGAAGAGGCAGCUCCCAGGCAGAGGCAGAGAGCUAUUUACGGGCUCCUGGUGGCAGCAGAUCGUGCCAGACAGGUACAAACCGAACCACAAAGCCCCGGUAAUUGAGCUGCCGCCCUGAGCUGUGGGAAUGCUGCGGAUCAGAGCAGAUGCUGCAGCGGGAGCUGGAUUUCAGAGGGAUUAUCAGGCAUCCCCUCCACCCUGGCACUGCCUCCCUGCUCUGCCUUGAUCUGCAUAACCUCGUUAGUGUGAUGGGGAGAGGGGAACAGCCACACCAUAGGAGCUGGAUCUAUCCUUCCCUGGGAUGAGGCUGCCUGCAGCAUCCGUGUCUUGGGACAGGGAUCCUGAUGGAUCUGGUGUGUUUGGAUGCGGUUUUGGUGCUGCUGAUGGUGUGAGUUGUGCUGGGGCAAGUUUGUCCCCGAAGCCAGGGCAGAGGGGUGACCUCCUUCCCACCACUGUGGAUCCAGUCUGCUAAAAGUGGGAGAUUUAUCCUGAAAAUUAAGAAUAUCCUGCCUGAGCCCUGAAGGGAAACGCAGGACGGGAUGAGGUUUAUAAAGGAAAUUAAUGGGAAAUUAACAUAAAAUUAGUGACUUCAACAGUUGGAUGCUGCUCUCACUAUGCAGGGGGCCGUAGGACACGCAGCACCUGGCUCCAGGUGUUUCCAUAUCUCCUGGGAGCUGGGAAUUAGCUGCUUCCCCAGGGAGCAAUGCCAUAUUCUUGGCCCACACCGUGUCCUGUGGUCAAGCCCAGGGCUACUCUCAGCCCAAAUCCACAUGUUUUUUUCCCCUAAAACCAGUGCACAAUCCAUAACCAUGGCAGAUGCUGGAGCAGGGAUGCUCCUCACUAAUUUUGGUGGCUAGAUUUUGCAAGCCCAUCUAUUAUUCCUGCAAACAGCUUUCCAAAAAAAACAGUGACUUGGUACUUAACCUGGGGUUAAAUCAUCACUAUAAUGACAGCUUGGGAAUCCCAAGUUUCCCAAAUGUUUGAGUUCAUCCUUGUAGUUGUUUACUUAUUUAAUAAAAGAAUCUGUUUUCCAUACAAAUA